CUUGGUUUCUUUUUGUUUGGAUGUGAUCCUCACGUAGAUUGAGGGCAUACCCUCUAACCGGACGACCCAGAGCAACUUUACUUGGAACUAAUGCCACCUCUCAGUGGAUUCUCCGACAACUUCUUUCGCGACAGGAAUGAUGUCCUUACCGCGGCAAGGGCUCUUGUCAAGGCGCUUGAACCGUAUUUCUCUCCAGGAAAUGCGCGGGUUCAAAUACCCGUUCAUUCUGGAGCCCAUUUUGACGAAGCUGCGGCAGAGCUAGAAGGCUUCGCUCGGCCAAUUUGGGCUGUCGCUGCUGCUGUCGCCGGAUCAAAUAGCCCAAUAGACUCCGCCCUCAGUGAGUACACAAAUCGCUUAGUAUCAGGUCUAGCGAACGGAGUCAACCCAGCACAUCCCGAGUACUGGGGCGCAAUCGACAACUGGGAUCAGCGCAUGGUGGAAGCGGAGCCGAUAUCAUUUGCGCUCCUUUUAGCUCCAUCCAGAUUCUAUGCGCCAUUAUCCGCUGAGGGUCGAAGCCACCUGGCUAACUGGCUGUGGGGUCUGAAUGGCAAAGUAAUGCCUGAGAAUAACUGGCGCUGGUUCAGGAUCUUUUCAAACCUUGCCUUACAUCGAGUAUGCGGUGUCCCGUACAACGAUGUCAAAGGUCUCAUCCAGGAAGACUUUACCCUUCUAGACUCCUUUCAAAUAGGCAGCGGUUGGUCGGCGGAUGGCCCUUGGAGAAAGGAUGCGACCGCCAGCCAGGAGACGUACGGUCGCCAGGCAGAUUAUUAUUCGGGGAGCUUCGCCAUUCAAUUCAGUCAGUUGCUAUAUACGAUAUUUGCCGCAGAUUCAGACCCUGAACGUGUAUCUCAGUACAUCCACCAAGCGAGACAAUUCGCCAACCAGUUCUGGAGGUAUUUCGACGAAGACGGGGCUUCCAUUCCGUUCGGUCGAUCUUUGACUUAUCGAUUUGCAAUGGGCGCCUUUUAUGCAGCAUUUGCGCUGGCCAGAGCCUACGAUGCUUCGAGCCCCUAUACAUCCCCGGGGUUCAUUAAGGGAAUGCUCCUUCGACAUCUGCGAUGGUGGGCAGCGCAUUCCCAGCAUCUCUUUGCGCUAGACGGCACUUUUACUAUUGGCUAUCUAUACCCGAACAUGUUUAUGUGCGAGGACUACAAUUCACCACAGUCACCGUACUGGGCGAUGAAAAGCCUGCUCAUACUAGCACUGGCGACCGAUGAUGACUUCUGGGCGGUUGACGAGCUCCCUCAUGCCUUGACUUCGAACGGUGGGAGACGUUCGCUCGUGUCAGGGGUCCAUUUGCUGUCAGCCCCAUUCCAGAUCCUCUGUGACCAUCCAGCAGGUCAGCAUCACUUCAUGCUUUCCGGCGGCCAAUUUUGUCUCUGGCCUUUAAAAGCGACGCAAGCGAAGUACAGCAAGUUUGCAUAUUCCUCGGCAUUCGGAUUCAGUGUGCCGACGGGGCCUCUACUCACUCAGCUCGCGCCCGAUAACGCUCUCACUCUGAGUCGGGAUGAGGGGGAAAGCUGGACCACUCGAUGGCAGACCAUUGGAAGCCCCAGAGUUGAGAAAUUGAUGGUCAACAGCAGGGAGCUCCAAUGUUUAUGCAGUAUCUGGAAGCCAUGGCGAUCGGUGGGUAUCGAGGUUCAAACUCUCCUCAUUCCUUCCUGUGACCAUUGGCCGGAUUGGCAUAUUAGAGUCCACCGCAUUCGCAACACUCGGGAAGGCUCAUCCCAGGCUGAAAAGGUCAGACUGGUUGAAGGAGCCUUCGCGAUACCAGCCAAACAGCCACGUCAAAUGCACAUCUUACCGGAGGAUUGGGGCACAACAUCAGACGAUGCGAAUGUAUCCUUCGGAAGUACUAUGGAAAGCAACACAGGCGCCCUCGUAAUUGGGAACGGCGACAUUAGUGGCAUAAGGAACUUGAUAUCUUCGGGGGGUUCACUAGAAGGUAAAGUGCUCAAACCAGAUCCAAACACGAAUUUGAUGGCGUCCCGAACAUUGAUACCGACUAUGCAUCAUGAAAUCCACAUCACACCUGGGUCUGAUGUAGUCAUUGCUACUGCUGUAUUUGCUAUUGCUAAGGGAAAGAGACGCUUCAGCCGCGAGGAACUUUAUGAGAGGUGGCGCCAACAUCCUCAGUUGCCAGAUGAGGCAUUGACCUGUUAA
Aspergillus alliaceus is the source of this 2163-nucleotide messenger RNA. Its product is annotated as glycoside hydrolase family 154 protein. Bases 91 to 2163 code for a protein of 690 amino acids. The record is from RefSeq and is a predicted model, not a curated record. The transcript has a single exon. NCBI's taxonomy places the organism in Eukaryota, Fungi, Ascomycota, Eurotiomycetes, Eurotiales, Aspergillaceae.